AUGUCUCUCUUCGCCGCACAGCUUCACCCAGGCCGGGCCUUGGGGUUCCUCAUCCUCGGCGCCUCGCUCCACGAUGUCCUGACCAGACUCAAGGCCGAACCCCAACGCUUCCCGCAGCUCGACCUCGCUUACUCUCGUGAACGUCCCAUAGAGGACCCUGUAUCUCUCACCCUCCCUGCCAACGGCCUGCGCUUGCGCUUUGACGGACCAGAGCAACGUCUGCGACUGAUCGAGAUCAUCGACUUCACGAAGAACCACAUCACCUUCAAGGAUCGUGAUCUUGUCAAACCUGCGAACGCGCAAGGUCCGCCCUCGUCGCCCAUGCCCGGAGAAUCGAGUGCCGGACCCACGUUUCGACAUAUUUACCACCGGCUCCUGGGCCCGACCUAUGGCGGCGAGUACAUUCCUCCGACGGCUGACUCGCCGGAUGACGUGGGAAACUACGUGCUGUCGUACCCAGGCGUGGCCUUCACCUUCCGCCUCGCGCAGUCGGCCUACUCGCCCAACAAGGACGUUGUCUCUCUCCUCUCGUCCUCCGCCGCCCAGAUAGCGACGUCAAUGGCUGUCUUCGCCGGCGACUCGUGGUCACAGGCGCGAGAGAAUAUCUGGAGCGAGAUCCUCCCCAGCAUCAAGACGGUACCUGUUCUUCCAAGGGGGAAGGACGUGGUACCCGAUGAGAUAUCACUCGUCAAGAUCCAUGGGGGCGGCAAGAUCCAGCUGUUUCGGAAGUGGACGGGCGCAUCCUUCUGGGUCAGGCUCGGCGAAACGACACCUCAAGAGCUCGUGGCCGAGCUGGGACCCCCGAAUGCGACAUACCGCAAGAACGACCAGAGAAUGACCAUUCACAAGAUCCGCACCGCGAGUCACAGCCGCACGCGCGCCAACGGGACGGACACUACGCGCCCUGACGAGCUGACUGACACGGAUCAGUCGUCAGCGCACACGGGCUCCGAUGACUCCAACGACGAGGUUGUUGAGGACGAUGCCGUGGGCCGCGUAGGUGGCGAGUGUUUCUACAACUAUUUCUAUCUCGGGUUUGAUGUCCUCGUUUCGACACCUACUCCGCCAUCACAGCCUCCCCCAACCACUGCCACGACGACACUGCCGCCGAGCAGCACGGCAAUCUCCGAGUCCCCAGACCGGCUCGUGGCGACAAAGCUGGUGCUUCACGGAAACGUGCCGGGUUCCUACGAGUUCAACCGUCAUCGGAGGUGUCGGUGGGAGAUUAGCUAUCUCGAGGAUGACGCUGCUGGUACAACAACAGCCAACUCGGAGGCCAGGUUCACGGACAUCGAAGAGAGGCUGCACGAAGCGUGGAAGGGUCUACUACCAAGCGGAGAUGGCGCGCAGAGGCAACGGGGCAUGGUAUUGAACCGUGGAUGGGGCGACAGCCCCGGAAGCAGCGUCGAGUUCCUCGGUGGGUGGGAAGACAGCGGCGGCCACGGUGGCGUGCAGAAGCUGGACGGCGGUGAUGAUUCGACCACGACGCUUUAUGGUUUCCCAGGGCUCGUGUUUGAAGUUCUCAAGAACGGUUUGGUUAACACAUUGACGGUAUUCUAG
Messenger RNA from Verticillium dahliae VdLs.17, 1560 nucleotides. RefSeq lists its product as uncharacterized. The transcript is spliced from 2 exons. Gene Ontology annotation, biological process: Golgi to plasma membrane protein transport. The record is from RefSeq and is a predicted model, not a curated record. Lineage: Eukaryota; Fungi; Ascomycota; Sordariomycetes; Glomerellales; Plectosphaerellaceae. The coding region runs from base 1 to 1560 and encodes 519 amino acids. Gene Ontology annotation, cellular component: trans-Golgi network.